Solea solea (common sole) is the source of this 1303-nucleotide messenger RNA. Its product is annotated as free fatty acid receptor 3-like. Gene Ontology annotation, molecular function: G protein-coupled receptor activity. Gene Ontology annotation, biological process: cellular response to fatty acid; G protein-coupled receptor signaling pathway. The coding region runs from base 215 to 1303 and encodes 362 amino acids. The transcript has a single exon. The record is from RefSeq and is a predicted model, not a curated record. NCBI's taxonomy places the organism in Eukaryota, Metazoa, Chordata, Actinopteri, Pleuronectiformes, Soleidae. Gene Ontology annotation, cellular component: plasma membrane.
ACAGAUGGAUGGAUGGGUGAAUGGAUGGAUGGAUGAAUAAUUGUGGUUGGUGGACAUAAGGAUGGACAGAUGGUUGGACGUCUGUCUUUUCAUGUGUUUGUUGACUUUUUUUGUCUCAGGUUGGUUGGAUGGAUGGACAGAUGGUUGGAUGUCUGUCUUUUCAUGUGGUGGUUGUUAACUUGUAUUGUCUCAGGUUGAUUGGACGGAUGGAGGGAUGGACAGAUGGUUGGACGGAUGGAUGGACAGAUGGUUGGACGUCUGUCUUUUCAUGUGUUGUUUGUUGACUUGUUUUGUCUCAGAUUGGUUGGAUGGAUGGAUGGAUGGACAGAUGGUUGGACGUCUGUCUUUUCAUGUGUUUGUUGACUUGUUUUGUCUCAGGUCAAUGAUGGACACGGGGGUGAACAGCGACAUCAUUCUCUCAGUUUACAUCAUCUCCUUCCUGAUUGGUUUCCCGUCCAACGUCCUCGCUCUCUACGCCUUCAGUGUCAAGAUCCACUCCAAGCCACGACUUACGGACAUCCUGCUCCUCAACCUGACCGUGUCCGACCUGCUCUUCUUGAUCUUUCUUCCUCUGAAGAUGCAUGAGGCGGUGUCAGACAUGAUGUGGAAUCUGCCCUCCGUCCUGUGCUCCAUCACUGCUUUUAUCUUCUACUCGACCAUCUACACCAGCUCCUUGUUGCUGAUGGCAGUCAGCAUGGUCCGCUACAUUGGAGUCGUGUUCCCCAUCGAAUAUCAUCUGCUGCAAAGACCUUUGUAUGCAAUCGUGAUCAGUGCUGUUAUUUGGAUCAUUGCAGGAGCACAUUGCAGCAUCAGCAUCAUCGUCCAGGAGCAUCCCGACUUAGCUGCUAACACCACCCGUGUUAAUGGCAGUGUCUGCUAUGGGGAAUUCUCAGAGAAGCAGCUCGAGGUUCUCCUCCCAGUGCGUGUUGAAAUGUUCGUCGUGCUCUGCCUCGUGCCUCUUCUAGUUUGUAUUUACUGCUACUUGCACUGCAUCUGGAUCCUGUACAGACGCCCCCAGUUUUCUCAGAACCAGAAGCAGAAGGCGAUCGGCAUGGCCCUGGGAACUCUAGCUGUGUUUCUUGUGUGUGUGAUUCCAUACAACGUCUCUCACUUGGUGGGUUUCUUUCAGGUCCAUAGUCCACCAUGGAGAGACUACGCGUUGCUUCUCUGUGUCUUCAACACCUGCAUUGAUCCCAUAAUCUUCUACUUUUCUUCUUCAGCUUUCCGCUGCACAGGUGAAAAGUCCAUUUUCAGGAAGCAUGGACUCAAUCGAUUUAAAAUUCAGGGAACAAGCUCAAGCUAA